Antechinus flavipes (yellow-footed antechinus) is the source of this 1804-nucleotide messenger RNA. RefSeq names its product ankyrin repeat and SOCS box containing 9 (gene ASB9). The record is from RefSeq and is a predicted model, not a curated record. Gene Ontology annotation, biological process: intracellular signal transduction; protein ubiquitination; positive regulation of protein catabolic process. Lineage: Eukaryota; Metazoa; Chordata; Mammalia; Dasyuromorphia; Dasyuridae. The coding region runs from base 308 to 1240 and encodes 310 amino acids. The transcript has 9 exons. Gene Ontology annotation, molecular function: protein binding.
GUUUGGGAAAAGGACGUGACAUCAGCAGCUCCUCUAAGAGCUUGGUGUCCUGAGGUCUCUCUGGGCUUGGGCCAGCCCCUAACUAGCCAGGGGAGGUGGAUGUAAGCCUGGGACCUAGGUGCUCAGGUUACCGGCAGACUGCUGCUGCUGCUGCUGCUGCUGGCACCGAACCCCAGCCUGCUGCAGAGCCUGUGUGCUCAACAGAUGAGUCACACGCCUGAGCUUUGAGUGGCGGGGAGGAUGGAAUUUGAACUCUCCUGAGCCACUGGAGGGGAACCCUGCCCUGCUCCACAGCCCAGCAGAGCCCAUGGCCAGCCAAGGAGGCAACGGGAGCACCAGCAAGCCCCAGGGCUUUGGAGGCCAGCCCCAGCUCCAGGCCUUUGCAAACCCCCUGAUGAGUGAUUUUGUGUCUGAUUGGUCUCCCAUGCAUGAUGCUGCUGUUAAUGGACGUCUCCUUUCUCUAAGGAUGCUCAUCAGUCAGGGAUAUGGUGUAAACCUCGUUACAGCUGAUCGAGUGUCGCCACUUCAUGAAGCUUGCCUAGCAGGCCACUCGACUUGUGCCGGUGUUCUGUUGAAGCAUGGGGCUCAGGUGGAUGGAAUGACUGUUGAUUGGCACACACCUCUGUACAAUGCCUGUGUUAGUGGAAGCCAGGACUGUGUGAACUUACUGUUAGAACAUGGAGCAAGUCCCCACCCUACAUGUGAACUUGCAUCUCCCAUCCACGAAGCUGCCAAAAGAGGUCAUCUGGAGUGUGUGGAAUCACUUGUAUCCCAUGGAGCAAAUAUAAAUGAAAAUAUCAGACAUCUUGGCACUCCACUUUAUGUGGCAUGUGAAAACCAGCAGAUAGACUGUGCCAAGAGGCUACUUGAAUCAGUGCUUCCCAUAUUCAAGAUACAGAUGGAAUCCCACCUUCUCUGUGGAUACCUCCCUAACUGCUCCAGAGAGGCUUCUUCCCUGAACUCCUAUAGCACUUACGGAGCAAAUGCUAAUCAAGGCAAAGAGCUGGAUUCUCCUCUUCAUGUGGCGGCCAGGAACUCCAGUUCAGAUCUGGUUCAUUUGCUGAUAGACUUUGGAGCAGAACCACACUCAAAGAAUGCUGAAGGCAAACGGCCAGUGGAUUUGGUUCCCCCAAAUAGCACCCUAGCACAAGUAUUCUCCCAGAAAGAAGAGCGUCAUAGGAUUCAGAGUCAGAUGGUAUCUUGCAGACCACCUAAGCCAACUCCUUUAGUUGAUAGAUGAUGACUUCUUGAGCCCUCAUAAAGCAAAAUUUGGAAUACCAUCGCUUCCAAAGAACUGAAGAUGACAAGCAAGAUGAAGACAGUUGAAUGGUAUAUGGUAAGUGUGAAUGCAGCUACAACAUAUAACCAAUGAAGAACUCUGAAGGAAAACAGAAACAAAGGAUUUUAUUAUGACAGAAAGAGAAAAUGGGCUCAUCUGGUGGAGAGAAAGAAGAAUAGAUUGCAAAUGGAAGGUCAAAGUGCUCUUCUGUGGGUACCUUUGUGAUGUUGGGAGAAACUGAAGAAGUACAUGUUGGGUGGAACCAUUGUGGUGAACAUUUAAAAGGACCUGGACUAAAACUGCCUAACAUCAGCAGGAGGUAUGAGUAGUGAUAUGUAUUUUUAAAUUGAUAAGAUCACAGAUCCAUUUUAAGUAUUACUUGAAUAUUGAGUAAAAAUAAUAAACAACUUGUAGAUUCAUUUCUGCUUGUAAGGAAACUCUUUUUAUCAACAGUGGUCUGCAUCUGUCCUGAAAUUUAAGGCCUGUAAAAAUUAAUAAUAAAUGUUAAUAAUACUAAAGAAAUAA